GCCUGUGCCGCUCAGCUGAGACGUGAAGAGCUGCAAGGAGUGGCGGAAGGGAGCAAAGGGAGGGAGUGCACGAGCGACGGCUGGAAGUGCAUGAGAGUGCUAGAGGAGGAAAACAGGUCGAGGAGUGAACGCGGGGGGAGGACGAGAGUGGGAGACAGAGAGCGUUAGUGGAGCACAGAGAAGAGGAGAGCGCAUCUGUUGACCUGCAUCUUCUAAAGAACUGAUCCAGACAGACAGGAGAAAUCAUGGCCAACCUAACUGCCACUAUAAACCCAAGUAAUCUCUCGUGGCAUGAAGAGGCCAUCUCUCUCUCCCAUGUCUCCUUGCAAGUCCAGGAAGUGUACCCCUUCCAUGACGGCUGGAACGUGGCGUGCUUCGUCAUCCUCCUGCUCUUCAUCCUCACUGUCCUGUCUCUGGCGGCCUUGGCCGUGCUCUACGAGCUACUUGACUGUGGGUGCUGCGCCAAAGAGAAGACACAUCACCAGCUACAGGAGGAGGGGCCGGGGAGCUGCAGCAGGCUCAUGACCAGCAUUUGCAAGGAGCCCGAAUCACACACUGAGGUGGUCUAAAGGCGGCCAUGACAACAUAAAGGAACUGAAGGAACUGAUGCUGAUGCACAGAGAAAUGAACUUCUACAACAAUGUAAUAGUGGUUCAGCUGCUCACAUUGAAAAGGGAGCCCAGAUACCGUUAAAAAUGAAGGGGGCAGUGUUUCAUUGAUUUGGAGUGAGUCUUAAUAGUCUUUUUUAUUUUGUCUAUGAGGAAACGCUCACACAGAUACAUUCACUACCACUUAACAUAGAGUGCAGACCCCGAAAGCCAUAUUUUACACCAGAAAAUUAUCAGGAGAAAGAGAGGGCAGCGGUAUAGAAAUUUAAAAUGAACUAGUUUUUACUUUGUUUUCUUUUUUAAUUGGAACAAAUAUCAUACAUUUAAAAAAGAAAUCAAGUUUUCUUGUUCAGCGACACCUGCCCUGUGAGUACUGCAUAUAAUUAUUACCUGUUUGAUCCAGAGAACCAUCUACGAGAGCUUGUAAAAUGUUGUACAGAAUGUUGUACAAGAAUUUGCAUAUUCUUGUUUCCCAAGCAGCAAAGAC
This is a messenger RNA of Platichthys flesus (European flounder), 1095 nucleotides long. It is a transcript of the gene smim18, whose product is annotated as small integral membrane protein 18. Bases 246 to 569 code for a protein of 107 amino acids. The transcript has 2 exons. The record is from RefSeq and is a predicted model, not a curated record. Lineage: Eukaryota; Metazoa; Chordata; Actinopteri; Pleuronectiformes; Pleuronectidae.